Ramularia collo-cygni is the source of this 1161-nucleotide messenger RNA. RefSeq names its product related to alcohol dehydrogenase. Gene Ontology annotation, molecular function: S-(hydroxymethyl)glutathione dehydrogenase [NAD(P)+] activity; zinc ion binding. Gene Ontology annotation, cellular component: cytosol. The record is from RefSeq and is a predicted model, not a curated record. Bases 1 to 1161 code for a protein of 386 amino acids. The transcript has 3 exons. Lineage: Eukaryota; Fungi; Ascomycota; Dothideomycetes; Mycosphaerellales; Mycosphaerellaceae. Gene Ontology annotation, biological process: formaldehyde catabolic process.
AUGUCGGUCCCUGAAACUGCRAGAGCGAUUGUGUCGCAUGAUACCUUUGAGAAUGGAGGAUGGAAGAUGGAAGAGGUUGGCUUGAGACAGCCUGGCGAGGGAGAAUUGUUGGUCGAAAUGGUCGCUACAGGAGUCYGUCACACCGAUGCCUUGAUUGGUGGCAUCCCAGCCGGCGCAGCUCCCAUUGCAUUCUACCCGCGUGUAUUGGGCCACGAAGGCUCUGGAUACGUACGAGCUGUUGGACCAGGUGUCACUGUUGCAAAAUCCGGGGACCCGGUUCUACUGUCCUUUGCCUUUUGCGAGAAUUGUGCAAUCUGUAAAGCUGGCCAUCACUCCAACUGCGUCUCCUUUAAUGAUCUCAAUUUUGGACCUGGCAAGGUCUUCCAGCUAGCUUCCAAAAGCGGCGGCGAGCCCGAAAUCGACGGUACCUUUUUCGGCCAGUCAUCUUUCGCCAACUACAGCAUCGUCAAACAGUGCUCUGUUGUGAACGCGUCGGGACUCGUAAACGACAAGAAGGAUCUGCAGCUCUUCGCUCCUCUAGGAUGCGGUAUCCAAACAGGAAGCKGGACCGUCGUCAACGUUGCAAAAGCCGGACCAUCAGACGCAAUCUGUAUCAUGGGUCUUGGAGGAGUGGGUCUUUCUGCUGUCAUGGGAGCAAAGAUUCAAGGCUGCAGAAUGAUCAUCGGAAUUGACAAAGUUCAGUCUCGCCUCGACCUUGCAAAGGAGUUGGGCGCUACACAUGUCAUCGAUGGUUCCAAGCUUGACGAGGGCAAGACUCUUGUCGAUGUGAUCCGGGAACUCGCAGACGGAGUAGGAUCCACCAUCACAAUCGAUACUACAGGUGCCCCAGUACUCAUGGAUGCCGGCGUGGAGUUCACAAGAAAUCACGGAAUGUACAUCCAGGUUGGAUCACCUCCUUUCGAUUACACGCUCAAGAACUUUAGCGGUUUCGUCAACAUGGUCGCUGGAAAGCAAUGGGUGGGAGCUAUUGAGGGUGGCGCAUACCCACCAGAGUAUGUUCCCAAGAUGAUUCAGUGGUACAGGGAUGGAAAAUUCCCAAUCGAUAAAUUGAUGAAGCUCAUGCCUGCGGCCGACUUCAAUCAAGCUCUUCACGAGAUGCACACUGGAGAAACCAUCAAGCCAAUUCUGACGUGGUCAUGA